Spinacia oleracea (spinach) is the source of this 1181-nucleotide messenger RNA. Its product is annotated as 36.4 kDa proline-rich protein. Lineage: Eukaryota; Viridiplantae; Streptophyta; Magnoliopsida; Caryophyllales; Amaranthaceae. The record is from RefSeq and is a predicted model, not a curated record. The coding region runs from base 105 to 917 and encodes 270 amino acids. The transcript has a single exon.
GAUCCAUAUUUCAUAUUUCAUAUUUCAUAUUUCAUAUUUCAUCCAUCAUACAUUAGUUAAUUUAAGCUUCUUAUAUUAAAGAAAAUAGAAUAAAAAGCCCUAGAAUGGGAGAAACUAAAGUAGCGGCGGUGUUUUUCAUCUACAUGUUAUGCAUGGUGAUCUCAUUUCCACCCAUUUAUGCUUGUGGUUAUUGUGACAGGCCUCACCACCCUCCUUCAAGACCAUCUCCUCAUGGAAGCCCCUAUCCACCUCAUCAUGGAGGUAGAGGCCAUGGUGGUGGGCAUCAUGGGCCACCACAUCACGGAGGAGGUAGUGGUGGAGCUAGGGUAUCACCACCAGUUGUCGUCCCUCCAAUAAUCAUGCCACCAAUCAUCGUUCCAACACCUCCUGUUAUUACGCCUCCUCCAGUAAUUAUCACUCCUCCAUCAGUUCCUUGUCCUCCGGGUGCACCAGGAGCACCCGGAGCACCUGGCACUCCUGGUUCUUCUGGUCCACCAGGAGCUCCUGGUUCUUCUAGUCCACCAGGAGCUCCUGGUAGUCCUGGAUCCCCUGGUAAAGGUGGUGGUGGUAGUCAUGGUCCUCCAGGGAAAGGUGGUGGUGGUGGUGGAGGAGGAAGUUAUGGUCCUCCAGCACCUAUAAUUCCAAUUCCAAAGACAUGUCCAAUAGACGCACUAAAACUAGGGUUAUGCUUGGAUGUGUUAGGAGGUUUGGUGCAUAUUGGGUUAGGAGACCCAGUGAAAAACGUGUGUUGUCCAGUACUACAAGGUUUAUUAGAGCUUGAAGCAGCUUUAUGUCUAUGCACAGCAAUAAGGCUAAAGGUUCUAAACUUGAACAUAUACAUUCCUCUAGCUCUUACUGUCCUUGCAACUUGUGGAUUGAACCCUCCACCUGCUUUCGUUUGUCCACCUAUCUCUUAAAUCUUAAUAAUUUUAUUCUCGAUCUAUGUUCAUUGUAGUCUGUUAUCGAUCCACCUCCUAAUUAACAAGCCCAGAAAAUUAAGUGUUUUAAGAUGUUAUUGUAUUUUUUAUUUUUAUCUACUGUACUGAGUACGUCGUCGAGUUUACUUAGCUUAGUUGCUAGCUAGUAGGAGUAGCAACUUGCUACGGAGUACUUGUUUAGCUCAUCGUUUCUUUGUUGUAUGUCAAUGGAAUUAAGUCCUUGAAGAAAAUUCUAUUUAUUUA